GUCAAGUUGUUGAAAUUUUUCAAUUGGACAAAAGUUGGAACCAUUUAUCAAAAUUUGCCUCGUUAUAGUCUGCCGCACAGUAAAUUAUUAACAGAUUUAGAUAAUGCUGAAAUUGAAAUUGUUGCAUCACAAAGUAUUGCUGAUGAAUUGAAACCUGAAAUGUAUCUACAGGAUCUUAAAGCCAAAGAUGUACGAAUUAUUGUGGGUAAUUUUGGUGAAGAAUAUGGACGAAAAAUAUUCUGUCAAGCAUAUAAAGAAGGAAUUUAUGGCCGUAGAUAUCAAUGGAUAAUUACCGGUAUUUAUGAAGAAAAUUGGUGGGAAUUAAAUGAUGAUGAAUCGGAAUUAUUGGGCUGUAAUGAACAACAAUUAUUGGAAGCGAUUAAUGGCUAUAUUUCGACCGAUGUAUUACCAUUGAGUAAAAAUACUCAAACAUAUUAUGGUUUUGAAACUUCAUUAUAUAAAAGUGAAUAUGAUCGUCUACGUUUACGUGAAUAUAGCCGUUUUCAUGGCUAUGCAUAUGAUGGUAUUUGGACAAUUGCAUUAGCCAUACAGGCUGUUGAAAAAAAAUUACGACAAAUAAAUUCACCAUUAACUUUUGAAGAUUUUCAUUAUCGUGAUCCAUUUUGGGCACAAUUAUUUCGUGAAGCAUUGAAUGAAACUGAUUUUAUUGGUGUUACGGACCAUGUUAGUUUUGAUAAAAAUGAACGUCGUGGAAUCGUUUUGCUUCAACAGUUUCAAUCUAAAAAACUAACGAUGACCGAUAUAGCACAAUAUUAUACAUAUAAUGAUGAGCUAAUAUUUGAAGAUUCGAAUCAAAUUGAUUGGCGUGGUGGUAAUGGUCCACCAGUCGAUCGUAAUACGGUCGUUAUAAAGCCUUCAAGAAUUUCAAUGACAUUAUUUAUUGUGAUCUCUGUGUUCGCCAUUAUUGGCAUCAUUAUUGCCUUUGUCUUCCUUGCUAUGAAUAUCAAAUAUCGUAAUCAAAGAUACAUUAAAAUGUCUAGUCCUUAUCUAAACAAUUUAAUCAUAAUCGGUUGUAUAUUAACUUAUACCAGUGUGAUUCUACUUGGUCUAAAUAGUGGCCUAACAAGUGAAAAUAAUUUUCCAUAUAUUUGUGCGAGCCGAGCUUGGGUAUUGAUGACCGGUUUCACAUUAGCCUUUGGAAGUAUGUUCAGUAAAACAUGGCGUGUACAUGCCAUUUUCACCGAUAUAAAGCUCAAUAAAAAGUUAAUCAAAGAUUAUAAAUUGUUUAUGGUUGUUGGUGUAUUGGUAUUUAUCGAUGUAGCUACAUUGACAACAUGGCAAAUUGUCGAUCCAUUUUAUCGUGUUACUAGCCAAGGAAAACCAGAGCCAUCGCCACAAAAUGAAGAUAUUUUGGUCAUACCAGAAAUGGAAUAUUGUCAAAGUAAAAGAAUGACUAUAUUUUUAGGAUCAAUCUAUGUUUACAAAGGAUUAUUGAUGGCAUUUGGAAUAUUUUUAGCAUGGGAAACACGUCAUGUAUCGAUACCGGCAUUAAAUGAUUCAAAAUAUAUUGGAAUGUCCGUCUAUAAUGUUGUCAUUAUGUGUGUAAUUGGUGCUGGUGUUUCAUUUGUAUUACGUGAUCAACAAGAUGCUGCAUUUGUCAUUAUUUCAGCAUUCAUUAUAUUCUGUUCAACGGCUACAUUAUGUUUAGUAUUUGUACCAAAGCUCAUUGAAUUGAAAAGAAAUCCAAAUGCCGGUGAUCGCCGUGUACGAGCUACAUUGAAACCGUUUAAAAAAUCACAUCAUGAUUCUGAAGAAAUUGAAAUACAUACAAAAAUCAAAUUGGCAAAUGAAGAAAAUUUUCGCCUUAGGCAACGUUUAAAAGAGAAAUCAUAUGAGCUUGAAGCAUUAACAUUUCGUUUGAGAGCAUUAGAAGAAUCAAUGGAAAAAGAAUUUAUGAAUAUAACGACAACAUCAUCAUCAUCAGGUGCCAUAUUACCAUCACAACUACCACCACUUCCACAAUCAUCAUCAUCAUUAUCACCAACAACAACCACUGGUACAUCAGCUACAUCUAUGAUUUUAGCUACUAAUUUUACGAAUAAUAAUAAUAUUGUACGAUCAUCAUCUACAUAUGCAAAUAAUAUAAUUACUGCUGCUGCCAACGAAAUCAUUGUCGAAGAAAAUGAUCUCAAACAAAUCGAUAACUGUGAUCAAAGGAAACUUUCGGUUGCCAGCCUGAAAGUUUUAUCAUCAUCAUCAUCAACGGCAGCAAAGCGGCGAAAACCAAAUAUAAUCAAAACACCGUUAGGACAUUUUGAAAUACAAGAGGAAACAACAUCAACAUCGGCAACGGAAGUGAUUGUCAAUAGUACCAGUAUUUUAUCAUUAAGCUCUGAAGCUGCUCAAUUAACUGUGAAAAAUAGUAAACAAUCAAUGACAAAUGAGCCAACAAUGUCCGAUGUCAUUACUAGUGCUUGUGAUGUGGAUGUUAUGCCCGAUGGCAUUGAUCAAAUUAGUGAUCAAAGUGCUACCGGUAGUACGAAAUCAUCGGAUGAAAUGAGUUUUACCUUUCCAACACAUCAUCAUCAUUCUAAACGAGUAACUGGAAAUGGCAUUGGUGAUGAUUCGAAUUUAUUUAGUCCUAAUGGUUCACUAAAUAAUGAACAAUGUUCAUCAAAUGGAUCCGAUGAAACAUCGGAUGAUACAUCAUAUGCAAAAGCAAUCAAACAGACAAUGGAAUCACAAGUACAACAAGCGAUUAUGGCAUCACAUACAAAUGUGAUUAGUGGUGGCGUAGGUAGUAAUGCCAUAAAUGCUACCGGAACUGAUCAUCAUUAUCAUAAUCAUCAUCAAUGUGCAGCUGCACCAAGAAUGACAGCCGGUCUUUUAACAUCAACAGCAACCACUAUAAUCGGUGAUGGUACAAUUGGUGGUGGUUGUGGUGGUAUUUCUGGUAUUGGUGUUGGUGUUGGUACCACUGUCCAUUUACAACAUUGUUGCCAUCAUCAUCAUCCACAACAACAUCAUCAUCAUCAUCAUCAUGUACCGGUUACUGUACAUCAUCAUUUUCAUCAUCCACCACAUCAUCAUCAUCAUCCACCUAUUUCGGCUAUAUCAACACAAUCAUCAUCAUCGAUGCCAACAUCUGUUUCCGAUUAUUAUUGUCAACAACAACAACAACAACAACAGCAGCAACAACAUCUAAUAUUACAACAAUCACAGCCAUUGACACCGAUCAAUAAUGGUGAUGACGAAGAGGAUGUUGGUGAUGAUGAAGAUGAUAACCGUAAAGAGCUAAUGUUCAAGAAAAUGGAAGCAGCCGCCGAAACGGAAAUACCAACUAUAAAUAAUAAUAAUGAUGAUAAUGGUGAUAAUAAUAAACCUCAAGUGAUUAAAAAUAUCAAUCCACAGCAGCACUGCCAUAACAAUAAUAACGAUUUGGGCAAUAAUAAUAAUAAUAAUCAUAAUCAUAAUAAUGGUACGAAAACAUUUCAUCAACGACGAACACAAAGUUUUGGUGGAUUUCUUCCAACUACAAUGACGACGAGGACAACGACCGAUACAACCAUUAUCAAUACACAUGAGGAUUAUCAUGAAUCAUUAUCGACGAUUGUGACAAUAACAUCAUCGAUGGUAGCCUAUGGCACACGACAAACAUCUAAUAAAUCACCGGUUCGAGAAUAUUCCAGCGUUGAUAAUACAUUGAACAUUAUUGAUUCGAUACGAAUGCCGUUAACGUCAUCGUCGAUCUUAUCUUAUAAUCAACAACAGCAACCAUUAUUUCUAUCAUCAUCAACGACAUCAUUAUCAACUUCGUCGUCGUUACGCCUUUAUCCUUAUCUUACACAUCCGAUUGUAUCUACAACAUCCUCAACAACAACAACAACAGCAGCAGCAACAACAACACAUCCAUGAUACAGACAUCUAAUCAUCAUUUUUAUACACAACAAACAGAGCAACCACCAUUACAUUAUCGUUCAAUGUUGUUCAAUGAUUUU
Dermatophagoides farinae (American house dust mite) is the source of this 3959-nucleotide messenger RNA. Lineage: Eukaryota; Metazoa; Arthropoda; Arachnida; Sarcoptiformes; Pyroglyphidae. The record is from RefSeq and is a predicted model, not a curated record.